AUGCCGGUCCAGAAACGCGUACCAUGUCAAGUGUGCUCGAAGCAAGAGUCGAAAUACACCUGCGCGCAAUGUUUUAUAUCAUACUGCUCAUUGCCGUGCUACAAGGAACACAAAGGGACUACCUGUGCCCCCCGUGAACUUGAGACGGGAGGCCCUAGUGCACCUUCUAGUGCGCAGCCCUUACAGAAGGAAGACGAAGCGGAUGAUGCUGCACCCCCUCAAGAACCGAGCCUGACGACGCAGCCUCCCCUUCGCCCUCUUACUUCUCUCCGAUGGCCAUACGUAGAGGAAGAGUCCGCGUACCCCGACCCACUGAAGCGUGACGACCCUAAGUCGCUGCAGCUGCAUCAGUACGAAGAAAUAGCCACGUCUCCAGCGAUCCGCCGAGCUCUCGCAUCUCACCCCCAGCUUCCCGAGCUCCUCCGCUCGCUAGACCAGGUGCGAGGGGUCGAUCGUGAAGAGGCGUUGCAGCGCGCUCUUGGCGUUGGUGACCCUUCCAACAGAACUAGUGAAGGCCGCUCGGAGGAAGACAUCCGCGCACUGAGGGAGCUGGCUGAAGCGGUGGAGGCGGCAGUCCGUAGCGGGAAACCAGACGUUCUCGGGUUGGACUGGGGAGACGACACUUAG
Molecule: messenger RNA, 627 nt
Organism: Sparassis crispa
Lineage: Eukaryota; Fungi; Basidiomycota; Agaricomycetes; Polyporales; Sparassidaceae
Exons: 5
Coding region: 1-627 (208 amino acids)
Source: RefSeq, a predicted model, not a curated record